GUUAGGUUACAUCAGUUUGCCUUGAGUUGCAGUUGCUGUAAGGAUCUCGUCUCCUCGAAGCAGAGUGAUGAGUGCAUAGUCUGAGCUUUGCAUUUUAAAGAUUAAAUCGUCUUUUUCUGUAAAAAAAAAAGUAUAUUGUUUGGAACAAUGAGUGGAACUUAUGAGAAAAAGCUACCUGGGCUUCUGACCGACAUCCAGGGCUCAAUGGGAUGUCACCCUGCGAAAGAUUCUCCUACUCUCCCAGAAUCUACGGCGACGGAUGUUGGGUACUAUAACCCCCAAUCCUGCCACCCUCAGCACGAUUACUAUCCGACUUCAGCCUAUUCUCAGCCCGUGAACCACUAUCCAUAUCAUCAGUUUAAUCUGAACAACAUCCAAGGGCCUGGCUCCUAUUCACAAAAGCCCGAGUAUGCUUACAACAAUUCGUACCGUCAGUAUGGGCACUUCAACCGGGAUCCUCAAAUGUCAGCGGCUGAGAGGGUUUCAGUGAAAGAAGAACCGGAGCCCGAAGUGCGAAUUGUGAACGGGAAGCCCAAAAAGAUUCGCAAACCCAGGACAAUCUACUCAAGUUUCCAGCUGGCGGCUCUGCAGAAACGCUUUCAAAAGGCGCAGUACCUGGCAUUACCUGAGCGAGCAGAAUUGGCAGCCUCCCUGGGACUUACGCAAACACAGGUGAAAAUCUGGUUUCAGAACAGAAGAUCCAAGUUUAAGAAGCUAUACAAAAAUGGAGAGCUCACAAUGGAGCACAGUCCCAACAACAGUGACUCCAUGGCGUGCAAUUCACCACCUUCUCCAGCCGUGUGGGAGAACCAUAGUUCAACCAGGAACCCCCUCCAACAUCAAGCCCCGCAUAACUCGUCUCAGAGCUACCUGGACGACUUCAAUCACUGGUACCCACCCCACCCCUCAGGCUCUCACUUACCAGCAACAAACUCACUGCACCAGCCACCACCUCAGAGUACUGGAGCAGUCUACUAAAACUUUUAUUUUUACUUCAGAACUUUGAAACUCUUGACUUUUUGAUCUCUUGCUGUUUUGGAAAACAACAACAACAACUUGCAUCUCUAUAGCUCCUUUAAAAGUAGGGGGGAAACAUCCCAGAGCUCUUCACAGAAGUGUCAAAAAACAUAAAUAAAUUAAUGAAUAAAGCUCUACAUCCACGCUGCAGAAGAGCCUGGAAAGCAGAAAUAAACUUUCAGCAUUCCCCCCCCAUUCAUUUCUCUUGUAAAACACAGCAGUUUUGUACAGAAUACCAAAAACUGUAUAAAUGAGGAACAAAAUGGGGGUAUUUUGUAACUGUCAGUUGUCAGAUCUCCACUGCACACUGAACCGUUAUAACUUUUCCCAAUUUUAGUAACAAGCAACCUUCUGCAUUCCUUUGCCUAUGUUUUGUUAUAUUAUUUAAGUUUUUUUGAUCUAUUGGAGUGGUUAAAUUAUUACUGCCUGUAUAUUAUUAGAGAGUAGCGGCCAGUUUGUUUGAUGUAGCAGAUAAUAAUGUAUUCAUUGAACUAUGUCCAAUGCAGUAAGAUUAAAAAGUGCGGUAUUCACUGUAAAAUAGGAAGUCAGUUUGCAAUAGACAAUAUAAUGGAGCACAAACUGUCUCAACGAAUAGCAGGAACUCUAUUUAUGAUGCUCUGUCAGGAUAUCUUUUUCUAAAAAAAACUGUGUAUAUAAAAUUUUACACACCAAUUGUAAAAUAAUAAUUAAGCAAAUCCUUGCGGGUAAUUUUUAAGAAUAUAUGUGACACUGGGAGGAAUUCCUCAAAUACAUGAAAAUUUCAUUGCAAUUAUUUGGCUUGUAAAGGACAUCCAAGAAGCACCAAACUCUGUUGUAAUUUACCUUCUGUUUUGUAAUAAAUAUUUUAAAUGCUUAUUUGAUGAUGUUCUUGAGAAUAAUGUUAAUAAAAAAAAAUCAUUCCACAACUUGAAAGCUGUUGACAAGAUAGCUUACUCAAAGCUCGACUCUGUAUGGUUUGAACCCCUGUAUUCACGUCGUGGACAGACACUAAGCUAUAAAAGUCACCAUAAAAUAAUUAAAUAUUAAUACUUCCA
Carcharodon carcharias (great white shark) is the source of this 2051-nucleotide messenger RNA. It is a transcript of the gene dlx3b, whose product is annotated as distal-less homeobox 3b. Gene Ontology annotation, molecular function: DNA-binding transcription factor activity, RNA polymerase II-specific; RNA polymerase II cis-regulatory region sequence-specific DNA binding. The record is from RefSeq and is a predicted model, not a curated record. Bases 148 to 978 code for a protein of 276 amino acids. NCBI's taxonomy places the organism in Eukaryota, Metazoa, Chordata, Chondrichthyes, Lamniformes, Lamnidae. Gene Ontology annotation, biological process: embryo development; epithelial cell differentiation; regulation of transcription by RNA polymerase II. The transcript is spliced from 3 exons.